AUGGCCGCGUCCCUCACUGCGCCGCAUACGGACUUGGACCACAAGCACUCCCCGUACGAGAUCAACUUCUGGAUUCCGCUCACGCUGGCCGAGGGCAGCGCGACACUGUGGGCCGAAACUGAGCCCGGACGUGGAGACUACCAUCCGUUCUGUGCCGGCUACGGCCAGGCUGUGCGGUUCUAUGGCAACCAGUGCCUCCACUUUACCAGGGACAACGACACGUCCACCUCGCGAGUGUCCUUCGACUUUCGGGUGGUGCGCCUAGGUGACUUCGCACAAUCGGGCAUCCCAGACGUCGGCGACGAGAGCGACGCCUUCUGGCGGCUCUUCUCCUUCUACGACGUCAUGGGCCCCGACGGGCUCGUGGGCCCCGCGGCCUGGGCGGAGGUCGCUGCAGAGGCGAGAAGGGCGAGGACCUGCCUGGGGGGCGCCGCCGACCGCUGCCCGCCUGGCGUGCCUCAUGCGGCUGCCGCCGCCGCGCCCGCCCGGUCGCGCUCCCCGGAGCACGAGCGCCGCUGCCUGGCGGCGUGGGGCUCGGAGCGCCUCGCGAAGCAGAACUGCGCCCGCUGCGGCUGGAUCGCGCACCGCGCCAAGCUGCGCCGGGCGCUGGUCUACGACGACGGGGGCGGGAAAGUGCUGCCGUGGGUGGCCGAGAACCCGGACAGGUCCAGGAGCCAUUUCGACUCUGCGAUUCGAAUCGGUUUUGAGGAUUCCAACUCUGGCUUUAUGCCUCGGCUUGGGCUGGCGGACGUCGACUCCGAUGGCUUCCGAUCUGCUUGCCGAUCUCUGCCGACUCGAUGUGCUUCGAUGGCCGAUCCGAUUCCCUGA
Molecule: messenger RNA, 828 nt
Organism: Prorocentrum cordatum
Lineage: Eukaryota; Dinophyceae; Prorocentrales; Prorocentraceae
Source: the annotation of a GenBank genome assembly